UUCCACCGACACCCACACAUACAAGCACUAGUGUUGCUUGCAGAUUACUUUCCCAUUCUCUAUGCGCCACUUGGAGGAAUCUCCUCGUCGUCACUAGUGUUAAAAAAGCACGAUGAGAAAACAGCAAGUCCGAUCGUCAGUUGUCUACUCACGAUCCCUCCGAUAAGGAUCAUCAUUCAUCACUCAUGGAAUUGUGCAUUAGAUACUCGAUAUCUUGACUGGGUUUUAGUUUUUCCCCGAUUAAAACCUCUUUUAUAUGCAUAAUUCUCAUCUCGUUAUAUCCCUGCGACAGUUAAGACUACGGCAGCGUGCAGAAGAGUCCACUCCAGUGUACGCGGAGGUAGAUGUCGGAGUUCUGCUGGGCAGCUCAUGCCAUUCAAAUCUGAAGAAUAAACGCUGAGAAAAUCCAGUCCUCGAGCUGCAAGUUAAUCAACGCCAAAAAUGGCAUAUCUAUCUCUCCCCAGGAUUUCUUACUCCGCUACACUCGGCUUCCUCCUACUGCUCUUCCGCUUCCUCUCUUUCAAUGCCCAACAGCUGCCGAAUUCCCAAUCAAGGACCCUACUCAGGCUGCCUCGUCUCCUCGAGUACCCGGCCGCCCUCGCCGGCUGGUCACACGACACCGCCUUCUGCUCCCUGCUUCCCUCCCCCACCCUCUCCAUCCUUUGCUCCGGUAACUGCAUCGUUGAGCUCGUCAUCGUCGGCGAUCGCCGUGCCAAGGCCCUGUCCCCGGCAUUCUCCUCCGCCUCCCUCUUCACCACUCUGACACGGUUCCCCAACCUGACCACCCUCUCUCUCGUGGCUCUCGGCUUGUGGGGGCGGCUCCCCGGCAAGGUGCAUCGCUUCCCCUCGCUUAAAGUUCUCAACUUGAGCUCCAACUACUUCGCCGGAGAGAUACCAAUGGAGAUUUCCUCCAUGUCGACCCUACAAAAUCUAGUCUUGGCGGGAAAUUCCUUCAACGGAUCCCUUCCUGACCUCAAAGCCCUCGUAACUCUCCAAGAAUUGGACGUCUCCGGGAACCGCCUCGGCCCUGAGUUCCCUUCACUCAGCAAUGGCCUAGUCACUCUGAUUCUCAGAAACAACGUCUUUCGCGGAACAAUCGUGGGAAAUUUCAGAGCCUUUGAUCGGCUAAGGAAACUGGAUUUGUCCUCUAAUCAGUUUUCCGGAUGGAUACCACCAUCACUGUUUUCUCUUCCAUCGAUACACUUCUUGGAUUUGUCCAACAACGCAAUAGCAGGACAAAUUCCAGGUUAUGUUUCUUGCAGCACCUCACUCGGAUUCAUCAACAUCGCGAACAAUCGCUUGUUAGGAGGACUGCCCCGGUGCAUGCUCUUCAAUUCUUCAAGCAGAGUUGUGCUGAGCUCAGGGAACUGCUUGAAUGCAGGCGAUCUGCGGUACCAGCAUCGAGUUGAGUACUGCGACAGCGCAGCAUUAGCAGCAGUUGUGCCUCCGACCAACAAGAUCAGCGGAUCAAGGAGCUAUGUAAAUGCUAUAUUUGGCAUUACCAGCGGAAUCAUCGUCGGAGCAGCGUUGAUGGGGUUGUUGAUCUUUGUCGUGUUUAGGAGAUCGAGAGCAGUAAUCCUGCAUAAACCAACGGCCUCAAAUUCUUCAGAUGCUGACAGCAGCACCAAAAGAACUCCAAUUGGCACAAGGCACAUAUCUGAAGCAACGAGGAUAGAAACUCUUGGGCUAACACCUUAUCGGGUGUUUAGUAUAAACGAACUGGAAGAAGCAACUAAUAGAUUUCAUCCAUCCAAUCAGACCGAGAACAGUUCAAGAGGACAGUUUUACAAAGGCUUGCUUGGGGAUGGAUCCAUGGUUAUCGUCAAUCGUAUGAAAUUGAACCCAAAGUUCUCACUACAGAAUCUACCUCAAUAUUUAGAUCUCAUCUCGAAGAUCAGGCACCGACAUCUAGCGAACAUUCUUGGUCAUUGCAUCGUUAGCAGCCAGGAUGAUGCUAACAACACUACGAUCAUCUAUUUUGUUUCUGAACGAGUUACCAAUGGUACACUGAGAAGUCAUCUCACUGAAUGGCGAAAGCGUGAGAUGCUGAAAUGGCCACAACGAUUAGCAGCAAUUUCUGGGAUUGCAAGGGGAAUCCAAUUCUUGCAUACUGUUACAGUUCCUGGUAUAUUUGGAAAUAAUCUUCACAUGAAUAACAUAUUGUUGGAUAAAACUCUCACAGCUAAAAUAAACAACUACAGUCUCCCUAUUUUGUCGAAGAAUAAGAAUAGCAAGAUUGGAAACGAAAGUCCUUUUAUUUCAGUUGACAACAGAUCAGAAAUGGGAAGGAUUCACAGUGUGGCAAAUCCUGAAAGGCAGGACAUAUAUCAAUUGGGGUGCAUUCUUCUUGAAGUUAUCACAGGGAAACCAAAUGAAACCAAGAUUGAGGUGGAUACUAUAAGAUCUAAGAUGCACAAAGACUCAACAGAUAGCCCACUUUAUGUGAAAGAAAUUGUAGACCCAACAAUUCGAGGCACCUUUGCUCUUGACUCCAUAAGAACCGUCAUUGAAAUAUCCCUUAAAUGCGUUUCAGAAGAUCUAAACCAGCUGCCGUCGAUCGAUGAUGUCCUCUGGAAUCUGCAGUAUGCGUCGCAGAUUCAGGAUGGCUGGGCCAGCAGCGAGAAUCUAAGCAUCCAAGAGUAGUUCUUAAUCUCGAAUCGUACGUUGUGUCUCCACAUUAUUGAUAUUUUGACUCCUCUGCUCAUUUGGUAAAUUUGCAUUUGUAUCUUGUGGUGCCAUUCAAGUUAAUGGAGUACGAGAGUGCCUGAAAUAAUUAUGUUUAAAUGCAAAUAGCUGCUCCCUGAAA
This is a messenger RNA of Zingiber officinale, 2806 nucleotides long. RefSeq names its product probable LRR receptor-like serine/threonine-protein kinase At1g14390. Gene Ontology annotation, cellular component: membrane. The record is from RefSeq and is a predicted model, not a curated record. Gene Ontology annotation, molecular function: protein kinase activity; ATP binding; protein binding. Gene Ontology annotation, biological process: protein phosphorylation. Bases 442 to 2643 code for a protein of 733 amino acids. Lineage: Eukaryota; Viridiplantae; Streptophyta; Magnoliopsida; Zingiberales; Zingiberaceae. The transcript has 7 exons.